GGACCUGGGUUUCAGUGAUGAGACAUGGGGUAUGAUGUAACCCGUUUCCAGGGGGAUGUUGACGAAGACCUUAUCUGUCCUAUUUGCAGUGGAGUCUUGGAGGAGCCAGUCCAGGCACCUCAUUGUGAGCAUGCUUUCUGCAACGCCUGCAUCACCCAGUGGUUCUCUCAGCAGCAGACGUGUCCGGUGGACCGUAGCGUUGUGACGGUCGCUCACCUGCGCCCAGUACCUCGGAUCAUGCGGAACAUGUUGUCAAAGCUGCAGAUCGCCUGCGACAACGCUGUGUUUGGCUGUAGUGCUGUUGUCCGGCUUGACAACCUCAUGUCUCACCUCAGCGACUGCGAACACAACCCCAAACGGCCUGUGACCUGUGAGCAGGGCUGCGGCCUGGAGAUGCCCAAAGAUGAGCUGCCAAACCACAACUGCAUUAAGCACCUGCGCUCCGUGGUGCAGCAGCAGCAGACCCGCAUCGCAGAGCUGGAGAAGACCUCCGCUGAGCACAAACACCAGCUGGCGGAGCAGAAGCGAGAUAUCCAGCUGCUAAAGGCAUACAUGCGUGCAAUCCGCAGUGUCAACCCCAACCUUCAGAACCUGGAGGAGACUAUUGAAUACAACGAGAUCCUAGAGUGGGUGAACUCCCUGCAGCCCGCAAGAGUGACCCGCUGGGGAGGGAUGAUCUCGACCCCAGAUGCUGUACUCCAGGCUGUAAUCAAGCGCUCCCUGGUGGAGAGUGGCUGUCCUGCCUCUAUCGUCAACGAGCUGAUUGAAAAUGCCCACGAGCGGAGCUGGCCCCAGGGUCUGGCCACCCUAGAGACAAGACAGAUGAACCGGCGCUACUAUGAGAACUACGUGGCCAAGCGCAUCCCGGGCAAGCAGGCUGUGGUCGUGAUGGCCUGUGAGAACCAGCACAUGGGCGAUGACAUGGUGCAGGAGCCGGGGCUUGUCAUGAUCUUUGCGCAUGGCGUGGAAGAGAUAUAGGAGCUCUCGACGGGCUAGCAGGAAGAGAUGGCGACCAGAAAACCCAUCACUCCAGCAGCUGGCUUCUGAGGCCUCCCUACUAUCCACAGUACCGUGGCCUACACGUGGGCCGCACGUUUCCCUACACUUCUGGCACUGAAGGGCCCAGGGCACUUUGCUCAGCCUUUCAGGUGGGAAGAUUCCUUCCUUUUGCCUAAUUUCUUCCCCUAAGAUGUCUGUAAAUUUUCAGUCAGUUUGGGAAAAGUCCCCACCUCUGUAUCUGUUUUCCUGCCUAGGGUCCCUGGUUCUAGAUAUUUUUAGAAAGCACAAAGAAUUCAUUUUCUCUAGAGGAUCAGGGCGGAGUGAGGACUAUCUGAUCAUUCCCCCUCCUCCAAAACCAGGGAAUCAGAGCGGGCAGGCCUGUUGACACUAAACAGCAUGCGAGGGCAGCUCUGGGGAGCAGACAUCCUGAAGAAAUGGUAAGGGUGGGAUCAAAACCCUAGAAAUAAGCAGUGAGGCCAGGAACUGGCCCUGAGGGGAACAGAUGGCCCUUAGGGGAAGACAGGACCUCUGUGCCAAGCAAUACCCUGUCCAGCCCACCUUCUGAGUGCAGGUUCCUGCUGCUUCUGCAGGUGUGCAGGCUGGGAUGCCGGAAUUUUCCAGAUGAGUUCUGCUUUCCAACAUUUUCUCUUAGUUAGGGAAUGACAGGGUUGGGGGUAGGGGAUUAGUCUGUUGGGGUGGAUGUGCUCAGCAAGAAGCAGCUCUCUGGCUUUUGCUGAUAUCAGGUAGGCACUGCCUCUGGCUUGGGCCGUAAUAGUUCCAUAGACCCCUCUCCAACCCUGUGAUUGUAACUAGUUAUUUUGAUAAUUUCCUUUGGCCAUUGUUGUUUGUAUUUCCUUCCCCCCUCCCACUUUUUUUUUUUUUAGAAUGGCCUGGUUAUGGCUACCCCACUUUUCCAGCCCAGCCACAUUGUUGGCAAUCUAAUUUAUUUACUUUUUUUUUUUUAAGAAAGGAAAAAGAAAAAAAAAUUAACAAAGCUCAAAACUUUCUUUUUGAUGUUCCUAUUGUGGGGAUUCUGGAUAGGGUGGGACAGGGAUGGGGGAUCUGUUUUAUAUUUUUCCUUUUCAGCACAACCAUUGGCUUUAAUAUAGGAAGGGCCAAGGGAGUCCUCGGCUGAACCUAUGUCUGCCCCAACCCUCCAUCACCCCAUCUGAGAUGAGGCGCUUCCUCUAUUCCAGUGAUGGAUGCGACAGCCCAAUAUCCAUGCCUGUGCCCUCUGGAGAACUUUGCUCCCAGCCCUUCCACUGGUCUUCUUGUAAAACUCUGUAUUUAUAGAGUGUUAAUUUUGAAGACAUUUCCACCCCCCAACCCCCGGUUUCCUUGGAGAUCCAGACUUGGAUUCUAAGCUUCACCAGGCAAGAUGGGAGAGACAUGAUGUCUCUGUGUCUCUGAGUACAGGCUGUGCUCUGGUCUCACGCAUGCCCUCUAAGGACUUCAGCUCCAUUUUCGGCUACCCGGGCAUUCCUUGAUCUUUAGGGUGGCUGGUAGAAUAAGAGAAGGGGAGGGAUAGAGGGUGUGAUUAUUUUAAAAGGCAGGUGUGAGUGGGGUUGAAGAGAUAUGGCCAUAUAACAGCUACUUCUCUCUUUGGAGUUUUAUUCCAGGCCAGUUUGCUGUGGGUCUGGGGAGUUGGGUCAUGCUCCACUGGGAAUGGGGUGGAGGGAUACAGCUUGAAGGGAGUAGGGAACAGUCCUAUGUUCCAGCUCCAGGACAUUGUGCUCAGGAAUUUGAAAACGCUGCUAUACUUAGUCUGGUUACUACAUUUCUUCCACUCCCCUCUGCCCCUGCCUGCCUUACCAAGGCCCAUACCCUCCUGUCGUUACCCUCAGACGGAGCCAGGAAGCUCAGUUAAGGCUUCCCUCCCCUUUGCACUAGUGUCUCUGCGGGUUGCUGGUUGUGUUAUAUGUGCUGUUCCAUGGUGUUGACUGCACUAAUAAUAAACCUUUUACUCAACUCUCAGUUCUUAAUCCAACAUCACUCCCUUUCUUGUGAAGCUUUCUCCUCUGCUUUGGCCUUUCUCUCACCCUGAUUCCCCUUAUUUUGCUUUAUAACCUACCCUUGUCUUAGAACUAACCUCUGUUUUAGCACAAUGUCUGGGAGUGUGCACCUCACUUUUUUGCCCUUUGUGCCCUCCUACCACCUUCCCUCCUGUCUCUUGGUCUGUAGCAGCCGACAUGUUCUCGCCAGUGAUCUGAACUGUGCUCUUUCCAGAGUUUGCCUUUGCCCCAAAUUCCAUGUCUUCCCUAAGUGCUCCUGGAGUUUUAGGACCGUUUCUACAGAAGGUAUGCAUGCACCCUUCUCCCUUGUCCCACAGGCACCUUUGUUUCGGAAUCUGGGAUUCCAUCGCCCAGUGUGUCCUAACCAAGAAAGUAAACACGGGGAAGGAG
Messenger RNA from Leptonychotes weddellii (Weddell seal), 3401 nucleotides. The record is from RefSeq and is a predicted model, not a curated record. Lineage: Eukaryota; Metazoa; Chordata; Mammalia; Carnivora; Phocidae.